AUGCACUCGAGGUGCACCAAGUUCUGGGAAGAUGGUCAAGUUCUGGUGGCUGCUGUCUCUGUGUCCGAAAACGUCACCAGGAUGGAGCAAUUGCAAUGUAAAAUUGUCAAGGAGCUACGUACCAUCAGUCGCUUUCUACAGCGUAACCAAAGCCAGCGUUUCGGUGACGCAGCGCAAAUAAAACUCGUCGACUGUGUGGGGCACUACGUGAAGCUGAGCAAACAGGGAGGUACCAUGAUGCCAAUCGGAGACGCGACGUUCCAGACGUUGAAAGACGGACUUGCCAUGCCGUUCAAUGUCUUUGGUACGAAGCAGAAGAAACGCUUGCUCAAAUGGUACAAUGAGCUCAUUGUUAUUGUCGGUGGAGACCCAGACGCGACAAUAGCUGGUGAAGUUGCCACGGAGCCGAGUAGAAAGUGGAUUGUCAUGGACAUCGACGAAGACGGAUAUCUGUCACUUGUGCAGGUAGAAACAGGUGAGUCCAAUGAGAGUUUCUGGAUAAAGAAGAAAAGCACAGAGUACAAACGGAUCAAAAUGGCAUUAGAAAACAAUGAGGUGACCGUUUUCACGAGGGCCAACGAGAUCGAGGAGAUCCAAAUCGAUGAUGACAAGUAG
Messenger RNA from Peronospora farinosa, 615 nucleotides. Lineage: Eukaryota; Oomycota; Peronosporomycetes; Peronosporales; Peronosporaceae. The record is from the annotation of a GenBank genome assembly.